GGAAAAAAAAGAGAAAGAAAAAAAAACCAAACCAAAACAAACAAACAAACAAGGCAGAACCAACCUGUACUUCAAACCAGCCGGCACAAGCCACCCGUGUCUGCCAGCCAGAGAGGGGGGUCUCUGGUCCGCGGUGGAGGAGUUGCAGGGGGAUCUUCAGGGGGACAGAGGCCGAGUGACGCCCUAGGAGCCACCGGGCAGGAGGCGGAGGAGACCCAGAGACCAGAGAGACAGCGGGCCCCGCGCAGCUCGGGGCUGGGGCGCCAGAAGUGGGACUGGAGCGGAGUAGAGCGAUGCCAAGGAGGAAACAGCAGGCACCCAAGCGGGCGGCAGGCUAUGCCCAGGAGGAACAACUAAAGGAAGAGGAGGAAAUAAAAGAAGAGGAGGAGGAGGAAGAAGACAAUGGUUCUGUAGCUCAACUGCAGGGCAGCAAUGACCCAGGCACAGACGAGGAGCUAGAAACAGGCCCAGAACAGAAAGGCUGCCUCAGCUACCAGAACUCACCAGGCAGUCACUUGUCCAAUCAGGACGCCGAGAACGAGUCUCUGCUGAGUGAUGCCAGCGAUCAGGUGUCAGACAUCAAAAGCAUCUGUGGCAGAGAUGCCUCAGAAAAGAAAGCCAUCACCCACCCUAAACUUCCCCAUGAAACACACAAUUGCAUGGAUAAAAUGACUGCUGUCUAUGCUAACAUCUUGUCUGAUUCCUACUGGUCAGGUCUGGGUCUCGGCUUCAAGCUGUCCCACAGUGAGAGGCGGAAUUGUGACACCCGCAAUGGCAGCAACAAGACUGAUUUUGAUUGGCACCAAGAUGCUCUGUCCAAAAGCCUACAGCAGAACUUGCCCUCGAGAUCUGUGUCUAAGCCCAGCCUGUUCAGCUCAGUACAGUUAUACCGACAAAGCAGUAAGAUGUGUGGUACUGUCUUCACCGGGGCCAGCAGAUUCCGCUGCCGCCAGUGCAGUGCUGCCUAUGACACCCUGGUCGAGCUGACGGUGCACAUGAAUGAAACAGGCCAUUAUCAAGAUGACAACCGCAAAAAAGACAAGCUGAGGCCCACAAGCUAUUCAAAGCCCCGGAAGAGGGCUUUCCAGGAUAUGGACAAGGAGGAUGCCCAGAAAGUUCUAAAAUGUAUGUUUUGUGGUGACUCCUUCGAUUCCCUCCAAGAUUUGAGUGUUCAUAUGAUCAAAACUAAACAUUACCAAAAAGUGCCUUUGAAGGAGCCUGUCCCAACCAUUUCGUCAAAAGUGGUCACCCCAGCGAAGAAACGAGCCUUUGAUGUCAAUCGGCCAUGUUCCCCUGAUUCCACCACAGGCUCAUUUACAGAUUCGUUUUCUUCCCAGAAGAACGUCAACUUGCAGUUGUCCUCCAAUAAUCGCUAUGGCUACCAGAAUGGGGCCAGUUACACUUGGCAGUUCGAAGCAUGCAAGUCACAGAUCUUAAAAUGCAUGGAGUGUGGGAGCUCCCAUGACACCUUGCAGCAACUGACCACCCACAUGAUGGUCACAGGUCACUUUCUUAAGGUCACCAGCUCCGCUUCCAAGAAAGGGAAACAGCUGGUGUUAGACCCCCUUGCUGUGGAGAAAAUGCAGUCACUGUCAGAUGCUCCAAGCAGUGAUUCUCUGGCCCCCAAGCCAUCUAAUAACUCGGUUUCUGACUGUACAGCUUCUACAACUGAGGUAAAGAAAGAUGGGAAAAAGGAAAAGCCAGAGGAGACCAACAAGGAGGAGAAAGUCAUGAAAAGUGAGGAAUAUGAUGAUCCCCUACAAAAACCACUAGACCCUACCAUAAAAUACCAAUAUCUAAGGGAGGAGGACUUGGAAGAUGGCUCCAAAGGUGGUGGGGACAUUUUGAAGUCAUUGGAAAAUACUGUCACCACAGCCAUCAACAAAGCCCAAAAUGGGGCCCCCAGCUGGAGUGCCUAUCCAAGCAUCCACGCAGCCUACCAGCUGUCAGAGAGCACCAAGCCUUCUUUACCUCUGGGAUCGCAGGUACUUCAGAUUCGACCUAAUCUCCCCAACAAGUUGAGACCCAUUGCACCAAAGUGGAAAGUUAUGCCACUGGUCUCUAUGUCCACAAGCCUGGCUCCUUACACUCAAGUGAAGAGGGAGCCAGAAGACAAAGAUGAAGUGCUGGAGUGUGGGAAAGAAAGUCCUCAUGAAGAAGCAUCUUUCAGUCACAGUGAAAGGGAUGCUUUCUCCAAAAGCGAAUCCUCUUCAGAAUCCAAAAAGGCCGACUCUGGUCCCCCAAAGGAGGAAAAGCUGAUGAAAGAGGGCAGUGAGAAAGAGAAACCCCAGGCCAUGGAGCCAGCAUCUGUUCUUAGCAAUGGAUGUGCCCUCACCAGCCACACCUCAGCUCUGCCCUGUAUCAAUCCACUCAGUGCUCUGCAGUCUGUGCUGAACAAUCACCUGGGCAAAGCCACAGAACCUUUACGCUCUCCUUCCUGCUCCAGCCCAAGCUCAAGCACAAUGUCUAUGUUUCAAAAGUCUAAUCUCAGUGUCAUGGACAAGCCGGUCUUGAGUCCUGCCUCUACAAGGCCAGCCAGUGUGUCCAGGCGCUACAUGUUUGAAAAUAAUGAUCAGCCCAUUGACCUGACCAAGUCCAAAAGCAAGAAGGCUGAGUCCUCACAAGCACAAUCCUGUACAUCCCCACCUCAGAAGCAUGCUCUGUCUGACAUCGCUGACAUGGUCAAAGUUCUCCCCAAAGCCACCACCCCAAAGCCCGCAGCUUCCUCCAGGGUCCCUCCCAUGAAGCUAGAGAUGGAUGUCAGACGCUUUGAAGAUGUUUCCAGUGAAGUUUCAACUUUGCAUAAAAGAAAAGGUCGGCAGUCCAAUUGGAACCCUCAACAUCUUCUGAUCCUGCAAGCUCAAUUUGCCUCGAGCCUCUUCCAGACCUCAGAGGGCAAAUACCUGCUAUCUGAUCUGGGCCCCCAAGAGAGAAUGCAAAUAUCAAAGUUUACAGGACUCUCCAUGACCACUAUAAGUCACUGGCUGGCCAAUGUCAAGUACCAGCUCAGGAAAACGGGCGGGACCAAAUUUCUGAAAAACAUGGACAAAGGACACCCUAUCUUUUAUUGCAGUGACUGUGCCUCCCAGUUUAGAACCCCUUCUACCUAUAUCAGUCACUUAGAAUCUCACCUAGGUUUUCAAAUGAAGGACAUGACCCGCAUGGCAGUGGAACAACAAAGCAAAGUGGAACAAGAGAUUUCCCGGGUAUCGUCGGCUCAGAGGUCUCCGGAAACAAUAGCUGGUGAAGAGGACACAGACUCUAAAUUCAAGUGUAAGUUGUGCUGUCGGACAUUUGUGAGCAAACAUGCAGUAAAACUCCACCUAAGCAAAACGCACAGCAAGUCACCCGAACACCAUUCACAGUUUGUAACAGACGUGGAUGAAGAAUAGUUCUUCAGGUAUGGGUUUGCUCCCAGGUGACUGGGACCCUAGCCUUGUGAGGAGCUUCGGGAAGGGAGAUGGGUAUGUUUAGAGGCAGCUAACCUCUCCCAUUACCAAGAGGACAGUGGCCUGCUGGAACAGGACUUAUUUUUAUGCAAGACUAGAACAUGACAAAUAAGUCCUAUCCAUUCUCUACAUUUAUUUCUCCAGUUUAGAAUUGAGAAAUAGACAAAAGUGGCUUAGAGAGAUGGAGCUCACAUAUUAUUAUUUCCUGAUACAUGAUCCCCUUUGUUACCCAAGGCCCUUCCAAGAUCCAAUCCAGGCUACACCCAUUUUAAUGAAAAUCUAUUAACUUCUCUUGCUAUCUCAUUUCAACAUCUCCCCUUUCCAUAGCAAUGUUAAUGACUUAAAAUGAUUUUUAAAAUGGUGAGCAACAGAAUCAAGAUUGUAGUUACUGGUGGCAGCCACUACACAGAAAUUUCUUAAUCAGUUCAUGAAUAGCUUAUAGCUGUCUUCAUUAUUAUUACUGUAAGUGAAGCUUUCUGCAGCUGACCUUUGGCAAUUGCUUUGUUCCACUCCUCCCCUUUGCUUAUUUCCUCCACUAGGUUUCCUAUGAAAGAGCAUUUGCUGCAUAGUUGGAUAGGUCUAGGGAUUCCGCCCUGGAACUGGAUGCAGAAUAUUGAGAAAGAGAAAACCUAGUUCCCUCUCUCUCUCUCUCUCUCUCUCUCUCCCACCCCCCUCUGUUUUCCUUAGAAUAGACUAGUACCAGAAUUCCCUUUAAUAAAGAUAACUGCAGUGCAUGCUUCUGAGAUGUUAUUUUACAUAAAGAAGGAAAUAACUUUCUGCACACCCAUGGCCAGUGCUCAUGGGGCCUCACAGCUUCCAGGUACUUUGCAUCAUGUAUCAUAGAAGUUUAGUGCCUUGUAUACUCAUGGUUGCCCAAUCUAUAUUACCUCUAACAAAGAGGGCAGAGAUCAAGGUUAAAUAUUCUGACUGACUAUUCACACCAGUCGCUUUCAAAUGCUGAAUGAGGCUGAGUCUUAACAAAUCUCUUUCAUUCCCUUUUUUGUACUUUCUCUGUGCCCUUUACUCUUUCCUCCAGCAUGAUGCACCUUUUUUUUUAUGCCCAUGCUAGGAACCCUCACACAUAUUUAGGCUUUCCUCCACUUGGGCACACAAGUCACUACAGGUACCUAGCCUUUGUAAGCCUUCAAUACUUACCAGUGCAUUUUAUGCCAUGAGCUCUUUCACUGAAUUCACAAUAAGAUAUAAGAUGAUAGUUUAAUAUUUAAGUCCUCAUCACCUUCUCUAUUGUGAGGGCAUUUGUUUUCAAUGGGGACGUUUCAGAUAAGUCAAAAAGGCAUGAGCAUUCACAGUGAUUCAAGUGGAGAAUGUCAUUUCUAUGCUGUAACUUUGGGCUCACUCACACCAGAUAGGGAGAUUUGUGGAGUAUGAAAAUAGCCAAUGUGAAGGAGAGUUUUAAAAAGUAUCUGACCUGGGAUGCCUCCCUCAGUGGAAAGAUUUAAAAGUUUCUGAGGAAGGGGAAAACCAUCUCAUAACUCUAAUGGCUAUCUGGACCCGAUUGAAAACUAAUGUUUGCAUGAUUUUAUUAUGAUCAUUAAAAUAUGUUACUGGCAGAUUUAUCUUUUGCUUUCUAAGCAUGAUUUGUUCAGCUCAGACUAUUGAAAAAAUAUGAAAUGCAUCUAUUGAAUCUAUAAAUGAGCUUGGGGUUCCAUGAUGUUCUAUUUAUUUGCUAUAUAACACUUUAAAUUUUAUGUAACUUGCUAUUACUCAUUACCUGUCCUUCACAAACAAACAAUAAUGGAAAGACAUAGAAUAAUAAAUGAAAAGACUUAUUUCAAAUUCUAACCAUGGUAAAAAGGAAAAACAGGUAACGCUUAUUUGUGCUACAAUAAAGGCCAGUUUUCCACCUGUUA
This is a messenger RNA of Erinaceus europaeus (western European hedgehog), 5320 nucleotides long. It is a transcript of the gene TSHZ2, whose product is annotated as teashirt zinc finger homeobox 2. The record is from RefSeq and is a predicted model, not a curated record. Bases 294 to 3392 code for a protein of 1032 amino acids. Gene Ontology annotation, molecular function: DNA binding; DNA-binding transcription factor activity, RNA polymerase II-specific. Gene Ontology annotation, biological process: regulation of transcription by RNA polymerase II. The transcript has 2 exons. NCBI's taxonomy places the organism in Eukaryota, Metazoa, Chordata, Mammalia, Eulipotyphla, Erinaceidae. Gene Ontology annotation, cellular component: nucleus.